Sapajus apella (tufted capuchin) is the source of this 2944-nucleotide messenger RNA. It is a transcript of the gene OSBPL9, whose product is annotated as oxysterol binding protein like 9. The record is from RefSeq and is a predicted model, not a curated record. Gene Ontology annotation, molecular function: sterol binding. Gene Ontology annotation, cellular component: cytosol; membrane; intracellular membrane-bounded organelle. NCBI's taxonomy places the organism in Eukaryota, Metazoa, Chordata, Mammalia, Primates, Cebidae. The transcript is spliced from 24 exons. Bases 28 to 2256 code for a protein of 742 amino acids.
CGUUUGUUGUCAUUGGCGGCUCCUAAGAUGGCGUCCAUCAUGGAAGGUCCGCUGAGCAAAUGGACUAAUGUGAUGAAGGGCUGGCAAUACCGUUGGUUCGUGCUGGACUACAAUGCAGGACUGCUCUCCUAUUACACGGGAGCUGUGAUUGGUAUAGACGAUGAGGACGACAGCACCUUCACAAUAACUGUUGAUCAGAAAACCUUCCAUUUCCAGGCUCGUGAUGCUGAUGAGCGAGAGAAGUGGAUCCAUGCCUUAGAAGAAACAAUUCUUCGACACACUCUUCAGCUUCAAAUCAGUACCACACUUGCUUUUUUCCAGUCUUCUGGUAUCUCUCCAGUUCUUGAAUUUUCAAAAAUAAUUGGUUUGGAUUCAGGAUUUAUUCCUAGUGUCCAAGACUUUGACAAAAAACUUACAGAAGCUGAUGCUUACCUUCAAAUCUUGAUUGAACAAUUAAAGCUUUUUGAUGACAAGCUUCAAAACUGCAAAGAAGAUGAACAAAGAAAGAAAAUAGAAACGCUCAAAGAGACAACAAAUAGCAUGGUAGAAUCAAUUAAACACUGCAUUGUGUUGCUGCAGAUUGCUAAAGACCAGAGUAAUGCGGAGAAACACGCAGAUGGAAUGAUAAGUACUAUUAAUCCUGUAGAUGCAAUAUAUCAACCCAGUCCUUUGGAACCUGUGAUCAGCACAAUGCCUUCCCAGACUGUAUUACCUCCAGAACCUGUUCAGUUGUGUAAGUCAGAGCAACGUCCAUCUUCCCUACCAGUUGGACCUGUGUUGGCUACCUUGGGACAUCAUCAGACUCCUACACCAAAUAGUACAGGCAGUGGCCAUUCACCACCAAGUAGCAGUCUAACUUCUCCAAGCCAUGUGAACUUGUCUCCAAAUACAGUCCCAGAGUUCUCUUACUCUAGCAGUGAAGAUGAAUUUUAUGAUGCCGAUGAAUUCCAUCAAAGUGGCUCAUCCCCAAAGCGCUUAAUAGAUUCUUCUGGAUCUGCCUCAGUCCUGACACACAGCAGCUCAGCAAAUAGUCUAAAACGCCCAGAUACCACAGAAUCACUUAAUUCUUCCAUGUCCAAUGGAACAAGUGAUGCUGACCUUUUCGAUUCACAUGACGAUAGAGAUGAUGAUGCGGAGGCAGGGUCCGUGGAGGAGCACAAGAGCGUUAUUAUGCAUCUCUUGUCACAGGUUAGGCUUGGGAUGGAUCUUACUAAGGUAGUUCUUCCAACAUUUAUUCUUGAAAGAAGAUCUCUUUUAGAAAUGUAUGCAGACUUUUUUGCACAUCCGGACCUGUUUGUGAGCAUUAGUGACCACAAGGAUCCCAAGGAUCGAAUGGUUCAGGUUGUGAAAUGGUACCUCUCAGCCUUUCAUGCAGGAAGGAAAGGAUCAGUUGCCAAAAAGCCAUACAAUCCCAUUUUGGGCGAGAUCUUUCAGUGUCAUUGGACAUUACCAAAUGAUACGGAAGAGAACACAGAACUAGUUUCAGAAGGACCAGUUCCCUGGGUUUCCAAAAACAGUGUAACAUUCGUGGCUGAGCAGGUUUCCCAUCAUCCACCCAUUUCAGCCUUUUAUGCUGAGUGUUUUAACAAGAAGAUACAAUUCAAUGCUCAUAUCUGGACCAAAUCAAAAUUCCUUGGGAUGUCAAUUGGGGUUCAUAACAUAGGGCAGGGCUGUGUCUCAUGUCUAGACUAUGAUGAACAUUACAUUCUCACAUUCCCCAAUGGCUAUGGAAGGUCUAUCCUCACAGUGCCCUGGGUGGAAUUAGGAGGAGAAUGCAAUAUUAAUUGUUCCAAAACAGGCUAUAGUGCAAAUAUCAUCUUCCACACUAAACCCUUCUAUGGGGGCAAGAAGCACAGAAUUACUGCUGAGAUUUUUUCUCCAAAUGACAAGAAGUCUUUUUGCUCAAUUGAAGGGGAAUGGAAUGGUGUGAUGUAUGCAAAAUAUGCAACAGGGGAAAAUACAGUCUUUGUAGAUACCAAGAAGUUGCCUAUAAUCAAGAAGAAAGUGAGGAAGUUGGAAGAUCAGAACGAGUAUGAAUCCCGCAGCCUUUGGAAGGAUGUCACUUUCAACUUAAAAAUCAGAGACAUUGACGCAGCAACUGAAGCAAAGCACAGGCUUGAAGAAAGACAAAGAGCAGAAGCCCGAGAAAGGAAGGAAAAGGAAAUUCAGUGGGAGACAAGGUUAUUUCAUGAAGAUGGAGAAUGUUGGGUUUAUGAUGAACCAUUACUAAAACGUCUUGGUGCUGCCAAGCAUUAGGUUGGAAGAUGCAAAGUUUAUACCUGAUGAUCAGGGCAGUAGGCAUAAUUCAGCAAGAAAUGAUCUUCCUUUGGGAGAAACCUGUUCACUCCCUUCUUAUUACAGUGGUUCCUAUCUCAGGGAUACUGGACUUUCUGACACAGAUGAACAAUUAAAGUGGGAAAAGUUCUCUUUUCCCUCUGUGGCAGUUACGAUUUUGACUUCAGUCCUGAGAAAAACUUCAGGUUUUGAAAACAAGGUGAUGUCUGCACCUUUUCCAAACCUCACAUGUUGAAAAGCAUUUAUAAAUCCAUGUCUGAAACGCCACACUCUAGUACUGCUGUUAAGAAAUACAACCUGUUUCUUAGUCCAUAUAAUCUUGGGAUACAUACACACACACACAUCUAUAUACACACCACAUACAAACACAUACGUAUACACACACACACACACACACUCACACACACAUACACACACAUUAAAAUAUACCUGAUGCCAGAUUUUUUCAUAAAUACUCUGCCUACUGUAAAUAUGGGUUCCUCUGAGUUGUUUUAGAAAAUUAGCACAAUGUAUUAAAAUCAAGUGUUAGGAAAUUUCAUGGUCUUACCUACAAUAACUUUUAUUUUGGAACUGAACUAUUAUUAAAUUGUAUCUAAUCCUGAAUUACAGUUUAAUUAUUCUUAGUGCUUAAGGCUUCAUAAUUUUUUCC